AUGCAAACGCACAGCAAACCGUGUGUCUCCACACUUGCCACUUUAUCUGGACUCCAAGAGUGGGCAGACCUCUCAGAUGGUUUGUUGCACACUAUUCUUCCUCUCUUAGGCUCUGUAUGUGAUCUUCUUGCCUUUUCUGCAACAUGCCGCUCUUGGCGUGUUGCAUUCUUGUCAUACCCAUCCAAAUCUACCCUCUGCACCCUGGUCCCCCCUCUCCUCAUCCAAACCAACAUCCGUGUUGAUGCUCCUCAUGUUCCAUCUAACGAUAUUCAUUGCAAGUUGUGCACCUGUAAGGUCAUUGACCCAUCCAACCAAAACAUCACUCUUCGCUGCCAGAUUGAUGAAGAAAUUCUACAAAAGAUGUAUUGUGUUGGCCCUUCCUAUGGUAAUCUCAUCUUCUUUUGCUCCCGUGGAUAUUGUCUUGUUGUUGACCCUUUCAGUGGUUCCAAAGUUUCACCCCCACGUCUUCCAAUCAGUGGUUGUGAGCGGGUUAGUCCUACCAAAAUACAUGCUCAACAUUCAGAGAUUGCGGAGUUAUACUUCUUCGGUGUUCUAAUAGCUCCCAUUACAUCACCCAAUUCACAUCUCCUUGUGGGCACUCGAUUCUCUCUAUUUGAUUGGCCAGUUGGAAGCAACUCUUGGUCAGAACUCAAACUUCCUUCUGGUGCACAGAUAACUCAAAUCGUGGAAUUCAAGGGUCAGUUUAUUGCCAUGGAUUAUCAUAGAAGGAUCUACUCUUUCGAGUUAGCGCCCCAGCUUGGCCUACAAGAGAUAAUAACUGAGUGGUCUCCCCACUCGAUCAGAACCCCAUACCAAACAUCAUGGCUAGUGGUUUGUGGUGACAUGCUCCUCAUGUUCAUCACGGUUGACCAUUGGAGCAGACGUAUUAAGGAUGGUGGUAUUUUGAAAAAGGUUUGUACACUUCACCUCGACAUGUCAAGCAAACCUGCAAAAUGGGUUGUCAAGAAAAAAUUGGGCAGCUGGGCAGUCUUUGCAGGAUGUGAUACGAAGAACAUGCCAUUAUCUAAUAUGAACCCAGAACGAUGGGGAGGGAGGAGCAAUUCAUUGUAUUACGCCGAGAGUUCUCCACCUUGGAGAGUACACGAGCUGGACAGCGCACAUGGUCCUUGGGACGCUUCCAUGAGGCAGUGCGUAAUAUAUUGGGGCCACUACAUGAAGCCCCUCUGGGUGUAUCCAAGCAUGCUCUAUUCAGAUGGGGCCAGUGAUCAUCGUGUGGAACGACAGCUUUUGUUAUCCUUUUGCAACCUGGAUAGAUCAGGGUAA
Messenger RNA from Triticum turgidum subsp. durum (durum wheat), 1284 nucleotides. Lineage: Eukaryota; Viridiplantae; Streptophyta; Magnoliopsida; Poales; Poaceae. The record is from the annotation of a GenBank genome assembly.